AUGAUUGGGACUGAAACGGAUCUUGACUUCUUUCAGGCUUUUUCUCUUUUCACUGAUAAUUUGGCUCUAAUAAAUCAACUUGUAUCUACGCCUGGUCCAGAAGCAUAUGAAUCCUUACACAAACAAAACUCGAAUUAUCACGAUACUGGACAAGCAAUAAUAGAUGAUUGUUACAAUGUCUUUUUCAAUUCCAUUGCAGCCAAAACAUUGCAUAAGCAAUCAACUUUUCUUAAUAACAUAGUUCAGAACUUUAGGAAUUCACUGCAAGUUUUUCGGGACAUUACGCCAAAAUAUCUAUCUCCUGUAGGAGCUUCAGUAAAUUCAGGAGCACCAAUAACUCCACCGGAAACUUUUCGGGACCUAUCAUCAUUGUUGGAAACUCCUAAAAGAGACCAUUUGAGAAAGUGGAGCCUCAACAAGAAUCUGGCAGAGGACAUAGGAGUAGAUCUCGCUAGGGAGUUGUUAACUGUGCGAGAUAUAAAUCUUGAAGUAUGGACACCUAUGUUAGAGAAUUAUAAUAAUACCGUCCUUGGAGGAAAUGAUGGAAUUUUUAAAGCACAGGACAAAGUAUCGGACGCUGGGGAUAAUAUUUUCCAAUUAUAUU
This is a messenger RNA of Funneliformis geosporum, 604 nucleotides long. Lineage: Eukaryota; Fungi; Glomeromycota; Glomeromycetes; Glomerales; Glomeraceae. The record is from the annotation of a GenBank genome assembly.